Rasamsonia emersonii CBS 393.64 is the source of this 2640-nucleotide messenger RNA. RefSeq lists its product as uncharacterized. The transcript is spliced from 3 exons. Lineage: Eukaryota; Fungi; Ascomycota; Eurotiomycetes; Eurotiales; Trichocomaceae. Bases 1 to 2640 code for a protein of 879 amino acids. The record is from RefSeq and is a predicted model, not a curated record. Gene Ontology annotation, biological process: regulation of chromosome condensation.
AUGGAGGGGAAUAUACCCGAACGCCGUCGCAAGCUGAUGACGUACGGGAAAUCAUCGAAGAAGCAGAUCCAACACAUGAAUAAGACCAUAAAAUCUCAGUCGCCACAGAGCGCUCCCAUUGCAGGCUCCAGAAAUGGCUUUGGCGAAAGUUCCCAACUUCGGCCUCAAAUACAGUCGCAACCACAAACACCGGAAAUGGGCCAUCACAGUCGCGAAAGGCAUCCCGCUCCCAAGAAGCUAAGACAUACCUCAAGUCAUAGUUCCGAGGAGAGGGCGACGAAUGCUUGUGAACAUGCUUCUUCUAGUGACGAUAGGCAGCAAAACCCGAGGACUCCAAAGAGACGUAGAACAUUGACCGGAAAUCAGGAGCACAUACUUCAGAAGGAUGGCGUCUUCAGCUCAGCUACUCCUUAUGCUUCUCCGAAAAGGCGACACAACACUCUUGGAGCUUUUGGUGUUCAAUCGAAUGAGUUAGAAUCUAGUGUUCGCAGCAGAUUAUCAUUCACCGAGACAAAAAGCACAAGAGGUCUGGAAAUUUCUGCUGAACCAGAAAGCGCCUCCCAGAAGUCAUCUGCUGGGUACCUGGUUUCAUCGAAGACUUCUGAUAUCGAAUUCGAACCAGAUGGUCUCGAAUCGACGACGUCUCCUUUGCGUCACGACUAUCCAUACCGAGAAAGGAGUUCUAACAUGCACAAAAACAUAGGCCCCGAUGAUGGUUAUUUGGUGUCUCGACAGCAAUUGUCAGAUCUAACAUGCCCAGACCAUUCUGAACUAUCCAUAUACUAUUCCCUGUCAACCCCCAUGUCAUCUGGAGAUAUUGUUGCUAAACGUCAAGAUGGCUCUUCUACCCGUAGGAGACUGGUAGACUCCUUAGGUAUACAUGAUCCCAUUGGAGCGAACAAAUCUAGUGACUCUGAUGAGAAUUAUGAACUGCCCACGUCAUCCCAGGCUUCUGACACAGCUCGGGAUGAUGUUCCAACUGAACGCCGUCAGUCCCUUGAAUUGCGUCAUAAAAAAGCUGACCGAAUCGCGAAUACAAGUCUUUCAUCUCAGUCCAGCGGUUCAAAGAUUACAUAUGCACGCCAGCGAUCGUUUCUGAGCAACAUCGAUAUUUCGGAAGACCUAAGGGAUAUUGAUAACCAGGCUGAUUUGCAUCAACCUAUAUGUGGUCCACUAGAACCGGCCAAUCCAACCUCAUCCAUCGAGAGUGACGAAGCCACCGGGCUUGGAUCAGUCAGAAGCAUCCACGAACUUCGACAAGCCGGGAAAAAUGUUCGAUUUCAAGGAGUUGUCGAUUCUAUAUUUGAAGAUGUUGAGGAUGCCGCUAAUUCAGUGUCUGCUCGACAAGAUGGCUUAAUCCAACUCUGUGAGAAGCUCUCCGACAUGCAAUUUGCACGGCGCUUUGUUGAAAGUGGAUGCUUCAGGCGCUUAGCGAGUUGCAUUACAGCUCAACUCGAUGCCAUUUCAUCAUAUCUCGCAAUCUGCGCAUAUGCUUUUAUCCUUUGUGUCGGUGCCGUACCUUCAAGUGUUACUAUGACUUUUUGGCCAAGGAUUUUGACCCUGAUACCAUCGUUGCUCGCGAUGGAUGAAGAUAUCUCAACGCUCGUGGCGCAGCGUCGAUAUAGUCUGUCUAAAGCGAGUCAAGCGGCUAUACGGGAUCUAUCCUCUCGCCUACGCGAGUCUACAGUUUUCACUCAUCAGUUGCCGUCAUGGCUUUCUCCACAACGAAUUCUACUUCGCUCUAUGCAGUUAACCGUACGGAAAUUUCGGGAAAGAGGAGAGACUGCAAACAUUCUUCCUUAUUUUGCUGUGCGUGAGCUGACACAGCUGCUUCUGAAACAUUCUAUGCAUAUCAGAGAUCUUGACUCUACACAAAAAGAUGUUCUGAUUUUGGAAUCAACUUUAUCAAUCCUUGAGGUGCACACGACUCUGUCUAGCUCUCUUGGAGAUGAUCAUCAUAAUGCUCUAAAACCACUUGCCCAAUCUAGUCACUUGCUUUUCACACUGGGCCUCUUGAAUAGGGGUCGUUCUAGUCAGCUCCUCAUUCUGCACCUCAGGCUUAUUUUGAACAUUACCAACAAUAACCCAUCACUUUGCGAGGACUUUGCCACUUCGGAAUUCAUUCAGGGCCUCGUCAAAAUAAUCCUAACACAUUUCAAAAUGGCAUCCGGAGAUCUCAUCGGCGAGAAUAAAGAUUCACUUGAUAUAGUAAUCCUGGCUCUUGGUGCCUUGAUCAAUCUGACGGAGGAGAGUGCGACAUCAAGAAGGAUUAUUUUUACUCUCGAGAUCGAUUCCAACUCAUUGCUCGAACACCUUCUCCAUUUAUUCUCCACGGGUUUGGACACCAUUUCCGAAGCUGAUUCUGUUGUCCAAACACAUUCUAACGUUGCUUUUGGAUAUCUGUCUGUCCUACUUUGUACUCUGUGCCUUGACAUGGAGGUCCGCUCUCGUCUCAAGAUUUCGCUGGGGGGCACGGGUCUAGCCCGGCUUCUCGCUACGGUGGAUGAAUUCCUGCACUAUCAUCGAAAAGUUGACGAGGAACUACAACAAUCUCAAGCAGAGAGUGGUCCUUUGAUAGAGUUUACCUCGAGACUUCAGGGAAUCUUGAAUCAAAUCCGAGCAAUCGAAGCGGGAGCUUAG